Messenger RNA from Bombus huntii, 4951 nucleotides. RefSeq names its product muskelin (gene muskelin). The record is from RefSeq and is a predicted model, not a curated record. Lineage: Eukaryota; Metazoa; Arthropoda; Insecta; Hymenoptera; Apidae. Gene Ontology annotation, cellular component: cytoplasm. Gene Ontology annotation, molecular function: protein binding. The transcript is spliced from 12 exons. The coding region runs from base 155 to 2422 and encodes 755 amino acids.
UUUAAUUACAAUUAACUGCAAAAUUAAAUUGUACAUUAAGGACAUUAAAUCGUUCACCGGGUCAUGUUUUCAUACAGCACUCGUCCUUAGAUAUGUAUCUAUAAAAAUGGUACACAUAUGUAUUUAGUGUUAAAGCUUAUGUCAUUUGUGUAACAUGGCGUCCAAGGAGAGUAGCAAUUUUCAAAAAGUUUUGGAGUUCAAAAUUUAUAAAUGCUCCAGUUUUUCCUCAUGCUAUGUGCCAGAAAAUAUCCUUGUAGAUAAACCAUCAGAUCAGACAUCGCGCUGGUCUUCCGAUAUUGACACUUAUCCACAGUUUCUUAUAUUGAAAUUGCGAUUUCCCUCGAUUGUGAAAACAAUUACAUUUGGUAAAUACGAGAAAACACAUGUAUGUAACAUAAAAAAGUUCAAGAUAUAUGGCAGUUUAGAGCCACAAAACAUGAUGGAACUUCUAGAAAAUGGUUUAAGAAAUGAUUCAAUAUCAGAAACUUUUGAUUUGAAGCAUAUGUUAGGAAAUGAAGAAAAUUAUUUUCCAGUUAGGUAUAUAAAGAUUGUUCCAUUGCAAUCGUGGGGUCCUAGUUUUAAUUUCUCUAUUUGGCAUGUACAACUAACUGGUACUGAUGAUGUUAACAUCGUAAAACCUAGUAUCGAAUGGUUUAAUGCGUAUCGCCAAAAAGAAGUUAUAAGGCUGUGUAUGAAACACUUUAGAAAGCUAGAGCAGUCUGAAAUUGUAGAAACAUUGCAAAGAGUUACUGGUGUUCCACUUGAAGACCCUACAUUGACCAGAUUAUAUGAUUUAUUGGUUAUAAAAGGUGACCACUUACAAGCUGAAUGCUUCAUAAGUAAUGCUGUAAUGAUGGGUCUUUUAAAUGACUAUAUCAAUGCUCAGACUUAUAGAGCAGUUUGGACUAAGUUAUCAUUCAAUGAUGGUAAACCAGGAAUGAGAGGAGGCCACCAAAUGGUCCUUGAUCCAAUUGCAGAACUUCUAUAUCUUUUUGGGGGGUGGGAUGGCAAUCAAGACCUUUCAGAUUUGUGGGUGUAUAAUAUAGCUUCUAACAGAUGGACCAUUAUAUGUAAAGAUACAGAAGCUGUGGGUGGUCCAAGCGCAAGAUCUUGCCAUAAAAUGUGCCUUGACCCAGAUCGCAGGCAACUGUUUACUCUUGGUAAAUACUUGGAUGCAGAAUAUAGAACACCAGAAAAUUUGAAGAGUGAUUUUUUUGUAUAUGAUAUUGAAUCGAACAAAUGGACACAAAUAUCAGAAGAUACGUUCGCCGUAGGAGGACCUCAAUUAAUUUUCGAUCAUCAAAUGUCUAUGGAUGUUGAAAAACGGACAAUUUACAUAUUUGGCGGUCGUGUUCUUGUAUCCCCAACAUGUUCCGAAGAUCACGUUAUGAUGUCAAGUUCGACUGAACCCACUUUUUCUGGAUUGUAUUCUUAUCAUGUACCAACUGGUACCUGGAACAAACUUGCCUGUGACAUUGCAAAACCAUGUCCUAAUGCACCAACUAUUAGAUCUAGAGCUGGUCAUUCUAUGUUGUUUCAUCCUGGAUUGCGGAGAUUAUAUAUUUUCGCAGGUCAGAGAGGUAAAGAGGAUCUUAGCGAUUUUUUUACGUACGAAGUUGAUACAAAUCACAUUGAACACAUAUUUAACGAUUUCGGUGCUAAAGAUUCAAAUCAUGUUCCGGCGGCUGGAUUUACGCAAAGAGCCACUAUUGACCCUGAAUUGGGAGAAAUAUAUGUUUUAUCGGGUUUAAGUAAAGACAAAGGUAAAAGAUUUGAUAGUGUUCAAAAUUCUUUUUGGGUGUACAGUAUUAAGAACAAUAAAUGGUCUUGCAUUUAUCGAAAUGACAAUGUUGGAGAGAAAUAUUGGAGUAAAAUGCAAGAUUAUGAACCAUGUCCACGAUAUGCACAUCAAUUGGUUUAUGAUCACGUAAAGAAGGUUCACUUUUUAUUUGGAGGGAACCCUGGUAGGUCCUGUCUUCCAAAUUUACGUCUCGAUGAUUUUUGGCAAUUAAAAUUAUGCAGACCGUCUCAUGAACAAAUCCUAAAGGGAUGCAAACUACUUAUUAGAAAGCACAAAUUCAAAGAGCUAGCUUUGAACAAUAGCGUCGAAGCACUCGAAUAUUUACAGACCAAAGUAUCGGAAAUAAUUGAUCAUAACGAUGUGGAACAAACGAAAGAGUUUCAAUUGUUAACAUCCCUUCUAUUCAGAGAACAAAACUCCUUGUUAGGAGAAGCCACAAAUUCAAAUAGUUCAGACGCCGUAUUAGGAAAUUUAAUUAACAUGGAUACAUCGUCGUUAUGUUAUUCGACUACGCGCGAUAUUCAUAGUUUGAGAACUGAAUUAUACGAUAAACUGACAGAAUUUUUUCCUGAGUCAUCGACACAACCCCGUGCUAAUUUGAUCGAUCUUUUACCAUUGUGAUCCAACAAUAAUUAAAAUUUAAUUAAGGAUAUUUCGAAAUGUAAAGCAGAGAGAUUCCUUUCAUUUUCAUGUAAAGACAUUUACUAUGAUAUCAAACGAAUUUUAUCUUUAAAAGAGGAACGUUAUUUUUAUAGCGUAAUUCUUUGUAUCAUUUUAAAAGGAAAAGAAUUCUCAUAAAGCAUGCAGCCUUCCCCUAACAUAUAAAUACACAACUUUAUUUCUUUUACAUAAAGGAUAACUUUUUUGGAAAGGAAAAAAGAAAAAAGCAUAUGUCGAUAUAUAUUUCACCGCGAUGCACUUAAGCGAGGAGUUAAAUUAAAACAAAAAUUUAUCCUUUACAUUUUUUUCUUAUUGAGUUUUCGUUUACAUUGGAUUGUUCUAGCUGUUUUUGUUACAUGUAAAUUUGUUAGAUUUAUUUGUUAAGUUUAUUUCAUAGAAUGCGAUUAAUAAGUAUCAUAAUUAUUCACCCAAGUACUGUUACACAUUGUUCAAAUCGGUUCUCACUAUUAACAAAUCGGAAUUAUCUUGUCGAUAUAUAUUAACCAUGUGUCUACAAACAACUAUCAUUCUUAAAGCAAUUAAAAAUUGACUAUUUUUUAAAUUUCUUUUUUAUCCAAUGUGUAUAUACUGAAGGGAUGCUUUACAAACUCGAACGAAAACUCGUUAAACGUUGUAACGUUAAUGAGAAAUUGCAACAUAAGUGCAACAAAUAGGCGACGCAUUAAAAAAUAUAUAUUCUUCUAUUUUUAUGGCUUCGCUUUGUUCGCCAUUUAAAAUAUUUUAUACAAUGUAUUGUUAUCGAAGCAUCAUCUGUACAUCAUGCGAAAUAGGUCAAACUAGCAUUACCAUUUAUAUUCAUAAUAAGAAUUUACUAUACAUACUUCACGAUAAAUGUUAUAAAGCUUAGUACAUAAUAGUAAACUGUUAUAAAGCAUGGAGCUUUCUAUGCAUACUAUGUAUAUCUGCAAUAUGUUUUAUUAUACUCUAUGUUUGUAUUAUUGCUACAUCGCUAUUUAAAUAAUCAGUUAUCACGAAGAAGACGCGUCAGCAUAUUUGCUUGUGAUAGAAUUGGUAUAAAAAGCAUUACCUUUGUUUUCGCGAUCUUGUAUAUAUUCUAUGACCAUAGGAAGUAAUAGCUAAAGCCACCAUUAUUGUUAAUCUUUUUGUAUUAUAAAUGUUAUUCAAUGACAUGCGCGGAACAUCUUGUACAUAGCAUUGCUUUAUCGGUGUAUUUGUCUGAGCAAUUAUUUGUAGCAUUAUAAGAUACGAACAGCGAAAAUGUGAUUAUAGCGAACGUUAUUAAUUAUUCGAGAUACAUGUACGAGAAGGUAUUUCUCUUAAGCGUAUCUUUGUAUAUAACUUUGUGCGCUAGAGAAUGAAACGAUUGUACAAUUCGGUUAUAGGAUAAGAAGUAGUGGAUCUAUACGACGAACAUUAGAAUAACAUAACAAGGAGAAAAGAUGCGAAAUUUUUUUAAAAAUAUUUCAUUGCUAUCAAUCUUUCUCUGCGAUUUUCAACGAAAACAGGACAAAAUAAUUUUUGCCCGGUAAUCUGUUAUAAUUAUUGGUUUAGUUAAGCGUGACUCUGGUAUGUAUGCGCAGUACAAGUAUCUUCGAUGUUUAUCAGCUAUCGUCGAAAUCUAUUUUAUACGCGAUCGUGAAAGUUACGUUGGUAUUCGAAGGUACGUUGCGUAUAUACGUUCAACAAAUGAAAAACAUUACUUCCACGAUGUUAUGCAUAUAUAUCAAGAUAGUAAAUAUCAGAUUUGUCUCAGGAUUUUAUCUGAUCGUUUUAUUAUAAAAUUCGACAAGAACGUUGAGUAGAAUUCUAAAGACGUGAUAUUUGAAGUUCUAGUCAACUAAUAUACGAUUAUGGGGAAAAAAAAAGUAAUCGCCACUCGAUAUUUACAGAUGAAACGAUAAAAGUAUAAUUUAUAAUGAUUAAGAAUCAUAAUCAUAUUGUCAUGUAAUUUUUCUGGUUUCAUCUUGUUCGUAUACCCUAUCCGUUUCUAGUGAUAAUUCGACGUUCCCUUUACUCGAAAGAAAGACAGUUAUUUGAGAAUUUUAGAGGAUCAAACCGUCAACACGUGGUAUAGACAAAGAUUAGUGGGAAACCCUCAUUCAAAUGUCUUUUGUAAAUUUAUGGGCGGAAUACCUACUAAACAGAGAGAUAUCCAAAAAUUUUGCCUUCUUUUUUAGCAUAUCUUUACUAAUGAGAACAUAUUAUUUUCAACGUGUAUUUUUAUUCUACUAUUCGAACAAAGUAUAUAAUAUAAUAUAUAACACGUGGAUAGUUUGAUCUUCAAAUUUCAUUUUCAAAAAGCACCUUUUACUUGUUUCUUAUCUUCGAUCAUCUGUUCUAUUUUUCUUUUUCCUACAUUUAAAUAUAAUCAUUUCAUUGCCAAUGAUUACGUGCAUUUAUUUGAAAUCGUUAUUGUUUUUUAAACAGUACUAAUUGUAAGAUAAAAACGAACUCGUGUCACAUAUGUGUACAUAUGAAAUAAAAAAGGUGAACUUUUUGCAAGAAUUA